Molecule: messenger RNA, 1387 nt
Organism: Panicum hallii
Lineage: Eukaryota; Viridiplantae; Streptophyta; Magnoliopsida; Poales; Poaceae
Product: fasciclin-like arabinogalactan protein 1
Exons: 1
Coding region: 47-1255 (402 amino acids)
Cellular component (GO): plasma membrane
Source: RefSeq, a predicted model, not a curated record
CAUCUCCUGCUCUCCUCACAGAAACCAAGAAAACCCCCACACCACAAUGCCGCUCGUCGGCGGCCGCUCCGCUCUCGUCCUCUUUGUCACCGCGGCCGUCCUUGUGGCCACUUCCGCGCCGGCGUGGAGUGCCGCACACAACAUCACCGCCAUCCUCUCCGGGCACCGCGACCUCACCGAGUUCAGCCGCGAGCUCACGGCGACCGGGCUCGCGGACGACAUCAACGGCCGGAACACGAUCACGGUCCUAGCCGUGGACGACGCGCACAUGGCGCCGCUGAAGGCGCGCGGCCUCCCGCGCGGGACGCUGCGGCACGUGCUCUCCCUCCACGUCCUCGUCGACUACUACGACGACGCCAAGCUGCACGGCCUCCCCGGCGGCUCCGCGGAUGUGUCGACCCUGUUCCAGGCCUCGGGCGACGCGCCCGGGAGCGCCGGCAUGGUGGAGAUCGCCGACCGCCGGGGCGGGCGCGUGGCCUUCGCUCCCCAGGACGCCGGCGCUGCUCGGGGCACCGCCGUGUUCUACGUGAAGGCCGUGCACCAGGCGCCGUACAACAUAUCGGUGCUGCAGGUGAGUGGUGUGAUGUCGUCCCCGGCGGCCGAGGCGCCCUCCUCGUCGUCGCCCGAGCCAAGCAGGCUCGACUUCUCGGACGUCAUGUCCAAGAAUGGGUGCGGGCGCUUCGCCGGCCUCAUCGCCGCCACGGCCGGGGCGUCCGCGGCGUUCGACAAGCACACCCGCGACGGCUUCACCUUCUUCUGCCCGGCGGACAAGGCGGUGGAGGCGUUCGAGCCGACGUUCGAGAAGCUCCGCGCCGACGCCCGGCUCGCGGUGGUGCUGUACCACGGCGCGCUGGGGCACUACUCCCCGCAGGCGCUCAGGGCAGGCCACGACGACCUGGCCACGCUGGCCUCGGACGACGCCGGCACCACGGUCGGCUUCGCGGUGCACAGCGCCGGCGGCAAGGUGACCCUGGUGUCCGCGACGCACAACGCGGCCAGGGUCACCCGCACGCUCGCGGACGCGGACCCCGUCGCCGUGUACAUGAUCGACGCGGUGCUGGUGCCGUUCAGCCUCACGGCGAACGCGUCGUCGCCGCCGGAUCUCGGCCCGUCCGAGUCCGAUGGGCGUUCGGGAAGAAAGGAUGGCGGAGAUGGCCGGAAGACGAGCGGCUCGGCUCCGGGCUGGCCACGGCGCGGAUGGGUCGCUUCGGCGCUCGUGUUCACUAAUCUGCUGACAGCAUUUGCGUCUGGCUGAGUGAUCGCCUGAUCGUUUGGUUCGCCGUCAAUUGUUACUGCUAGGUUGUGUGUGUGUGUGUGUGUGUGAACUGUGAUUCUGGGAACCAUGUCUCUGCUUGAGUUUUCGUGGACUGUGUUAGUUUCAUUGGGG